Drosophila innubila is the source of this 766-nucleotide messenger RNA. RefSeq names its product dynein light chain 1, cytoplasmic (gene Cdlc2). The record is from RefSeq and is a predicted model, not a curated record. Gene Ontology annotation, cellular component: cytoplasmic dynein complex. The transcript is spliced from 2 exons. Bases 185 to 454 code for a protein of 89 amino acids. Lineage: Eukaryota; Metazoa; Arthropoda; Insecta; Diptera; Drosophilidae. Gene Ontology annotation, molecular function: dynein light intermediate chain binding; dynein intermediate chain binding. Gene Ontology annotation, biological process: cilium assembly; microtubule-based process.
GGUAAGCCUGGAGCAUAUAUUUCGGAUUGGUUUGAUCUAAGGUCGACUGAUUUAACAGUCAAAAUAAAACUAACACCAGAAUACUUUUAGAAAUUCGAUAUUUCGUUACGACAAAAUUAACCCGGAAUUCCACACAAGCUUCCAUAAUAUCAUUAUUCAAAGUUAUUAACAGUACAGAGGCAAGAUGUCGGAUCGCAAGGCAGUUAUCAAAAAUGCGGAUAUGAGCGAGGAGAUGCAGCAGGAUGCCGUCGAUUGUGCUACUCAGGCAUUGGAGAAAUACAACAUUGAAAAGGACAUUGCCGCCUACAUUAAAAAGGAAUUCGACAAGAAAUACAAUCCCACUUGGCAUUGCAUUGUCGGUCGCAACUUUGGCUCAUAUGUGACUCACGAGACUCGCCAUUUCAUCUACUUCUAUUUGGGGCAGGUGGCUAUUUUGCUCUUCAAGAGCGGUUAAAUUACAUGCCACAUUUUGAGUUAUGGCACAAAACCACCAACAUAGUUUCUGCAUAUUCGCACACUUUAACACACAAACAAGCACACACUCUGAUUUGAAAUGGCACCUUGUUGAUACAUAUAUAUUCCAUGUAAUCUCCCACAACACAUAUUAGCAGAUUGGAAUGGCAUAAUACACUUAAAUACACACAGACAGUAAAACCACAGUUUAAUAUUCUAUAUUACGAUAGAGUUCCCACAAAAUGCAAUUCUAAUCAACUAAUAGAACAAACUACACACAUUUCGAUAUGAAUUAAAUCAACUAUACCAAACA